This is a messenger RNA of Neoarthrinium moseri, 2265 nucleotides long. RefSeq lists its product as uncharacterized. The coding region runs from base 1 to 2265 and encodes 754 amino acids. The transcript has a single exon. The record is from RefSeq and is a predicted model, not a curated record. Lineage: Eukaryota; Fungi; Ascomycota; Sordariomycetes; Amphisphaeriales; Apiosporaceae.
AUGGCCGAAACCGAGCCUCCGAACCCGCUCCGCGAGUUCAUGAAUGAUGGACCCCUCCGGUCCAAUCCCACCACGGAGCUGCCGCCUCGCAAGAAGCAGCGCAUAGUGCGCACUGAUCAGGAGGCCUUCAAAGACCGACUGCUGCGGGUAGCUUGGCGCGCGAGGAAUUUCACCUACAAGUACGACAAGAUUACCUCGGAGCAGAUACGCCUGAUUAUUCUCAACCCCGCUGAGGAUUCUGGGGAGUCGAUCAGGGUAGAAAUGGUGACGGUCCCCGUGGCCAGCCUAGACAUAUACAAGUACGAGGCGCUUUCAUAUCACUGGGGCGAGCUUAUCGCCGAACGGCCCGUCUUCAUAAGCUCCCAGCAUGAACAGAGCAAGGUCGGUCGGGGGCACGCGCCCGAGGCCGUGCGAUUGAGUCGCUUGCAGUUAUACGUCCACGAUAACCUAUACAGAGCCCUGAAGAAUCUCAGGCUGCGGGAUCGUAAGGUACUACUGUGGGCUGAUGCGCUAUGUAUCAACCAAGAAGAUACGAAGGAAAAAGAGGCACAAGUCGCCCUGAUGGCGAAGAUAUACUCCAAGGCUCAUAGAGUUUGCGUAUGGCUAGGUGAUCGGGAUAGGCACUCGGACCAGGCCAUGGGUUUCAUUUCACGAGUUGUCAAAGCCCACGACCUGGAUGAGCUCAUCGUUGACCAUGAGGCCGAGAACUGGAACGAUCUCUUGUUCCUGAUGAUGCGCAGCUGGUUUUCUCGAAGGUGGGUGAUACAAGAGCUCGGUCUGGCGAGAGAUGCGACAGUUCAUUGCGGCACCAUGACGGUGCACUGGAUGGAUUUCGUAGAUGCCAUCAGUCUCUUCAACCUCAAUUUCGGCAACAUACGACGCCUUCGUGGGUUUGGGGACUCUUCUUCUGAGAGCCAGGACCGCACCCUGUCUUUAACCUCGUUGGGCGCAACCAUACUGGUGGAACAGCUUAGCAACAUCUUCCCUAGGAAGGCCGAUGGAACGCUUCUGGAACCAACGAAAAGCCUCGAAUACUUGGUCUCAACAUUGACCGCUUUCCAGACGUCUGAUCCACGAGACACAAUAUAUGCCUUCUUGAGUCUUGCCGCGGAAACUUCCAGAGUAUCUGCUUCGCAGCAGGCACGGGUAGUGAGCAUAGAGCCCAAAUAUGACAGAGAUCUACUUGAGGUCUACGUCCACUAUACCAGCUGGGUAAUCAGUAACAGCAAGUCGCUAGAUAUCAUAUGCAGGAGAUGGGCUCUCCCCGAAAGACAAAAGGCCACAGUAGGAUACUACAGGCUAACCACACUUCCUUCAUGGAUCAAAACGAUACCCCAAACACAGUAUGAUAGACGGUUCGACGAGAUCGACGAUACGGAUGUAAAAGAUGAGAACUUGUUCGUUGGUACGCCUGGGAGCAGGCGAUACAACGCUUCUUUUAAUCUCCACCCAGAAGUCCGUUUUGGAAUGGAGGUCGCGUUGACACGCGGGUCAUCGGACGAGAGCACCAACAGCGCGUCAGCACCCAUCACUCCUAACUUCAACCUCAAGACCUUAAGGCGUCUCGAUCAGCAGACGUCGGAUGCGAGACUCUCCAUGUUUCUCGAUGAUAUGCACCCAAGAGAUCGAUCCUUGUAUGUCAAAGGCUACGUGCUGGGCACCGUGGUCUGGAACACCCAGCCUAUUGAGGACGGUAUUAUCCCUGGCGUCGCACUGCAGAAGUUCGGUUGGUCCGAGGACCCCUUUGCCGAGGGCGAAUACAGCAACGUUCCCGACCCUCUGUGGCGAACCCUCGUCGCCGACCGUGGCCCGGAUGGCAACCCCCCGCCAAGUCUGUAUCACCGAGCCUGCCUCAGGUGUCUCGUCCAUCAUGCGGUAAAUGGCCACAUAAACACGCGGGUCAUCCUGGAGAGACGGCCCCCCGCGAUUGUCAAGGAGUACGUCCAGCGCGUGCAGGCCGUGACUCGGAACCGGGUCCUCUUCGAGGGGAAAGCCGCGCGGGACCGCGAUGAGACCAUCGGCAUCGGCCCGCCCCAGACGGCCAGGGGGGACGUGAUAUGCAUUCUGUUCGGCUGCAGCGUGCCCUGCGUCCUGCGCCAGAAGAAACUGGCAGCCGACGAUCCGGCGCUAAUACCGGGCACUCGGCCGGAGUACUAUGAAUUCGUGGGCGAGGCGUUUGUCUAUGGCAAGAUGGACGGGCAGGCUAUCACAGGGCUUACUGUUGAGGAGCUGGAGCGCAGAACGCAGGAGUUUCGCUUGCUGUGA